This is a messenger RNA of Linum trigynum, 4483 nucleotides long. The record is from the annotation of a GenBank genome assembly. NCBI's taxonomy places the organism in Eukaryota, Viridiplantae, Streptophyta, Magnoliopsida, Malpighiales, Linaceae.
CUUAGAUAUUUAUUUGGAAUACAUAAAGAAUCGAGGGAUUAGCAUGCUACAUAUUCGUUUCUUUCUAUCAACAUUGGACAUCUUUUCCACUUGUGUACACAAAGCUUUUCCAUUUUGGUAUCAAUAACAUUUUUAAAUUCCAAUGAAUACCAUAAUAAUAAAGAUAGAAAAAAACAAUCAUAGCUCUUGAGAGUUUUUACAACUAACAUGAUCUGAAAGCUUCCACCCACAGGUAAGAAGUUACACCAUGUGAUGUAUGAUGAUGAUGAUAAAGAAGCUACACAAUCGGGAGAUUUCUGCCCCCAUGAGAAUUUAAACGUCGUUCGAUGCAAAUUCAAUCAAAAAAAGAUAGUCAAAGCUCCAAAAAGAAAGUGGCUAUGAAAGAAAUUCAAAUAACAAGAAUGCAUCGUCGGAUGAUGAUGAAGAAAAUGUUUCAUACUUAUCUCCCAAAACAUCUAAAUUAUGAUAUUUAGUUUUCCUCCAAUAUCUUAAAAUAAACUUUAGAGAGUAAGCUUUUGAUAAUAGCAUCUUUGAUUAGCUCUCCUCAAUUGAUUACCCCAUGCUAAUAAAUAACCAAGUUCAACACUUACCAAAGAUCUCUCAUAUCAUACAAAUUAUACAUGGCCAACAUGCAGAUAGUGUUUAGCUACUUGCAUCCACGAGAGUAGCAAGUUGAGUCGAGUUCAAGAUCACAUAUAUCUCUAGGUUCUUCCAUGGCUUAACCAGGCUUGGUCCAAGGUCUAUGGGAAUUUUAUUAAUCCCUCAAUAAGUCACAAUAAUGUCACAAUUUGACUAUGAUUAAUAAUACCGAAACUAAAAAAGAUAGAUUAUUUUUCGACUCAAGUCAUCCGAAAACCGGGUGGUAUGGACCAAAAGAUGAACAACUUGGUUACAACUUUCUUGCAAAGGCUCAGACAACCUGGCCCAUGUGUUGGGCUUCAGCCCGAAUCUCCUUACAGAGUCGGCCCACUUCCAGGAGAGAAGUGGAGAGCCCGUUCAGUUUCGAUACAACUUGCAACCUCCAAGCAAUCAGUCUCGAUGAUGAUGACACGGAAAUAGCCUUUCAUUUCCACCAACCCCAAAGCAAAUCUGAUCGCCUGGAGCUCUGCGAUCUCCGGGCUCCAUCCAUUGCCGGCGAUCUCGUCUCACCGCCGCCAGCACACACUUUUCCAGCCGAGUCCAGUACCACAACCCACCCCAGCACCCGAUCCCUCCCCAUUUUCGUCAUUCUUUCCACGUUUUGUUCUCUGCUGCGUCGAUUAGUUCCUGACCCACCAGCUAGUCGAGACGAAGGAGAACAUCGUGAGAGACCACGUUUCCAGGGGGCUGACCGGCGGCGACUAAGAAGUAGGUCGACGCCGAGGUGCGUGGGACGCGAGCUUCGUAGAUCCAUCGGCGGGAGAGAGCCAGCAUCGAUACAGCUUUCAGGUUCGUUGACGAUUCGUCUUCUACGUUCUGGGUUCGUGUUUGGGGGUUUUGGUUAUAGUGACUAUCGGCUUCAUCUGCUGCAACUGAUUGGUGUAUGUAUUGUGGUUUAUACCUUUUUUCUCAUUCGGAGGGUUCAUGGGUUCUCGCUCACAAUCUACAGCUCUCGUUGGGUUUUUGUGUUCUGGGCUUUCUUCCUGCUGGUGUCUGCUCCUGCUGUCUUAGUUUGUUGUUUCAAAUUUGAACUUGUAUACACGCUGCUAAUUAGAAUAGCAUCAUGAACCAACAAAGCAUGGCAUCUCUGGGUUUAUGCUGCCUGAUGUGGAUUUAGUUAUUGGAUAUUGUGUAUGGUUGUUUCAAUUUGAUGUCAAAUCUCAGCUUUUUUAGGGUAUCCUUCCGAGAAUCAAAGAUCCGGCUGUGGAGAUUCCAGAUUCUUGGUAGCUCUGUUUGUUCUUCUUGCUUGGGUUUCAUGGGCAAUCUUUGGAUUCUAUUUUAUGCAGAUUAGUUUCAGAAAGAUUCGAGCUUUUGCUUGUUGGUGCUGAGAUUUUGGGAUAGACAUGGGGAACUGCUGCGCAAGCCCUGCUAGUAACAGUUCUCCCCAUGGGUCCCCUGGGAGAAAGAACAAACAAGAUAAAGCCAAGAACAAGAAUAAAGGCAGCAACCCAUUCUUUGGUACUGACUACGUCGUCAAUGGAUCCAGUGAGAAGCUCUACGUGUUGAAAGAACCCACAGGGCGCGACAUCUCAGCUCACUACGAGCUAGGGCGGGAGCUUGGCCGAGGAGAGUUUGGGAUCACAUAUUUGGCCACCGAAACGAGCACUAACGAUAAGUACGCCUGCAAAUCGAUCUCAAAGAAGAAGCUGAGAACUGCGAUUGAUAUUGAGGAUGUGAGGAGGGAGGUGGAGAUCAUGAAGCAUUUGCCUCAUCAUCCUAACAUUGUGUCAAUUAAAGAUACAUAUGAGGACGAUAGUGCCGUCCACAUUGUGAUGGAGCUUUGCGAGGGUGGAGAGCUUUUUGAUAGGAUUGUUGCCAGGGGGCAUUACACUGAGAGGGCUGCUGCUGCUGUUAUGCGCACGAUUGUUGAAGUUGUUCUGAUGUGUCAUAAGCAUGGAGUGAUGCACCGUGAUCUGAAGCCGGAGAACUUCCUGUUUGCGAAUAAGAAGGAAACGUCCGCAUUAAAGGCGAUUGAUUUUGGGCUGUCCGUCUUCUUUAAACCUGGAGAGAGGUUUAAUGAGAUAGUGGGAAGUCCUUAUUAUAUGGCUCCUGAGGUCCUGAAACGGAAUUAUGGCCCAGAAGUUGAUGUGUGGAGUGCUGGAGUUAUCCUCUACAUUCUGCUUUGUGGAGUGCCACCCUUCUGGGCAGAAACGGAGCAGGGCGUGGCACAGGCCAUUAUACGGUCCGUCAUAGAUUUCAAGAGGGAUCCAUGGCCUAAAGUUUCGGAUAAUGCGAAGGAUCUAGUGAAGAAAAUGCUUAAUCCUGAUCCUAAACAGCGCCUUACAGCUCAACAAGUGCUUGAACACACUUGGCUACAGAAUGCAAAGAAGGCUCCGAAUGUCCCGUUGGGCGAGACUGUGAGAACAAGGCUCAAACAAUUUUCAAUGAUGAACAAACUCAAGAAGAGAGCUUUGAGGGUGAUAGCCGAGCACUUAUCAUCAGAGGAAGUGGCUGGCAUAAGGGAGGCAUUUGACAUGAUGGACACUACCAAAAAGGGCAAGAUUAAUAUCGAUGAGCUACGAGUUGGAUUGCACAAGCUCGGCCAACAGAUUACUGAUCCGGAUCUUCAAAUCCUGAUGGAAGCUGCUGAUAUUGAUGGUGAUGGAACUCUAAACUAUGGAGAGUUUGUCGCUGUUACCAUUCACAUAAAAAAGAUGGGAAACGACGAGCAUCUGCAUAAAGCCUUUGGAUUCUUCGAUCAAAAUAAGAGUGGUUACAUCGAGACUGAGGAGUUGAGAGAAGCCUUGAAUGAUGAUAUUGACACCUGUAGUGAGGACGUUCUAGUUGCCAUCAUGCAAGAUGUUGACACAGACAAGGAUGGGCGAAUAAGUUACGAGGAGUUUGCAACAAUGAUGAAAGCAGGCACAGACUGGAGAAAAGCGUCAAGGCAAUACUCGAGGGAAAGAUUCAACAGCCUAAGCUUGAAGUUGAUGAGAGAUGGUUCAAUGCAGGUAGUUAGUUAGGCGCGAAUCAGGAGGAAAAACCAAGUGUGUCCCAAAGGCAAGAGGGGAAUCUUCUGUUGUCUGGCUUCUCUGAACUUGAUGUUACUACUUCACCAUUUUUUUUCCUUCCAUUUCUCUUGCUUCCUGGGUUGUCAUUGGGGAUGUUAGGCAGUAGAGAGAAUAAAUAGUGUGAUAUUAACAAAACUGUUCUUGUGUUUGUUUGUUUGUCCUUUUUGUGAGUUUGUUCAGAAUUCUUUUGUUGAAAAGAGUUGUAGAAAAGCAGGAAAAUCAAAGAUGUUUUUUUUUGGGGAGGAGGGGGGUGGUGGGAAUCUGUCGAGUGAGUGAGGAGGAUGGUUUGGGGAGCAACAGAAUGAACAAGUUGGUGGUGUAAAUAUAUUAUUUGAUAGUUUCAGAUGGUUAGCCUUGUUGUUGUUUCUAUUCUCUUCAGCCAAUGUUUUUGGAGAGUUUAUUAUUUGUCCAAAAUUGUUGAUUUGAUAACCAUUUAUUUGUUCCUCACUGUUCUGUCCAUAACUCGUCGAUAUACUCUAAUACUUCAUUGUUCUUGCCGAUUCGAUAUCAGUUAUCUUGCUACUUAGAACUAAGAUCCAAGAUGUUUACUUGGUUUCUAGUUUGAUGAUUUCCAGCAGUAGAGAUCAUUUUACUGAAUAUCUCAAGUUUCUCUUUAUUUUCAUGUAAUUUUUUUCUAUAUUUUCCAGCUGCUGGGGAGAAAUGUGGCGGUAGGUGAGAGUGGACGGAUGAAAGGUUGAAUUCAUCAGGAUCAUAAUGUAUAUAGUAACCAAUUCCCAUGACAAAACUGACAUGAUUUGCUGAAAACAGCAUGUAAUCGCCCAAAACAUUGCUGAAACAGAACACAUAUACUACAACAAAUAAAUUAAGUAAAC